GUGGUCACCAUGGAAACGUCACAAACGUUAUUCUACCCGACCAAACCGAGUCAGUAGAUAACUUUAGUUCUCUCUACACUUCCGACACAAAGCAAGUGAAGAUCGGUGCAGUCAGUAAUGCAAGGUGGUACGGUGGUUAGGUCAGCUCCGUAUACCGCGGUCAUAAUCGGAUCUAAAUGUCCAGGGGAUGAAACUCUUAGCUCCAUCAGGCGUGCUGAGCGCCUGGUGCUCCAGUCUCAUGUACGCACUCUGGAUUGCACCGCACGCUAUCGAGCUCCACCUCACUCAUCCCAGCUCCCGGGUCCAACACUUCGGGCCUACAGUGUUAAAAAGGACGUAAUACAAACUCGACCUGCAUCUUCUGGCACUCUGCUGAAUUCAUUUUGCGGGACUGGCCCGUUCCCACCGCCUGCGCUUCGCGAGCAAAGUGCAGGCCUCAGCAAAGCACUGUCUGCUGAAUACACCCGUGCAGUACGGCAGGUAGAAGGUAAUUUACGGAGACAGGCUGGGAGGAUCAACGAAGCAGCCACUAGGCUGAAUCAUCAGAAAGAGAAAUUAGAGAAGCUGCUACGAAGUGUCAGGACAGCACUGCUUGUCAACAAGAAAACCACAGAGGAGCGAACACGAAGACCAGCAACUGAGACAGAAAAAGAUGAAGCUGAUUUUCUGCUCUGCCAUGAGAAAAAAGGCUUGAACGAGCUGAAGUGGAACCUGGACGUUCUGCUGAAAGAAACUUUAACUCAAAUACAGACACUAACUCAAAGCAGCAGAUGGCUCCUGGACUGUGCCUUUGAAAGGUCCAGGGUAAUUGAGCUGCUCCCUCAGAAAGGACCACCUUCAGCAUCUGUCCAUCCCUCAAUCUCUCCUCUUUCACUGGAACCUGACCCUUCUGGUCCGUUUACUCCAGAGUGUAAAGAGGUGCUUGAGUCAUCAGCAGCAGUCUUGCAGACGUCUAAGCUGCACAGCAGGAGAAUUGAACAGGUCAUGUGUGAUGUUAUCAAGAAACAAGCAGCUCUACACCAGUCAGUUAAUGAAGGUCUACUACAGAAAAUUGCACAAACCCAGAGUCUACAGCAACGUCUAACGAUGAGCUCAGCAGCCACUAGACAGGCCAUCUACCGCAAAAAGAGACAGAUGCAGUGUGCCAGCUACAGCCAUGGAAGAGCUCUGGGUCCAGUCUCCUCUGGUGACCUGUUCUGCAGAGAAAGGAUUAACAGGCCUAUUGUGCAGGUGUAUGAGAGACACCCAACUUUUCAGCUGCCUGAGACCAGACUCCUAGCACAGGGCAAAGCUAUGCUAAAGCACCAUUUGGAGCGUGAAGAGAAAACAGUAGGAGAGCUGCAAGAUGUACAUCUGCAGCUGGAGGAUGACUUUUGUGUAAAGAGAGAGUCAGCAAGGGUGGACUCUGCCGCACUCCGGCUUCGAAGAAUGAAUACCUCUCACAUAUUUGUCUAGUCAGCAAAUGCAUGACAAUUUUAAACCUAUUUGCGUUCACUUCUUUCAAACUCGUAUGUACAUCUUUGCACCAGUAUUAUAUAGAUUUGAGUUAAGUACAACUAACAUACUGGUCCAUAUAUCUGGUCAUCAUUAAAUAUAAUGAAUCUCAAGACUUUGUUUCGGACGUCUUUUGUAUUUUAAUUAUCAGGGUCGUGUGGUCAUUAAUACAAUUAUUAAA
Molecule: messenger RNA, 1675 nt
Organism: Silurus meridionalis
Lineage: Eukaryota; Metazoa; Chordata; Actinopteri; Siluriformes; Siluridae
Gene: tektl1
Product: coiled-coil domain containing 105
Exons: 8
Coding region: 118-1455 (445 amino acids)
Source: RefSeq, a predicted model, not a curated record